CGGUUCUCUCAGGAGGAGCCCGGCUCGCUCAAACUGCCCGCAGUUGCAGAGCCUGCUGCCUUCCCCACUGACUAUGUCAUGUACCCGGCUCAUUUGUACAGUAGUCCAUGGUGUGACUAUGCCAGCUCUUGGACCGGCAGCCCCAAGCCUUGUGGCUACCCCUCGGUGGGCGGCGGCAGGGACACUCCACAGGCGGGGCGGGGCAACUGGGGCCUGCUAAGUGACUGUCCCCCUAACCCCGUAUCAAGCUCCCAGAACACCAGAGACCAGGAGACGACAGAGGAAGGCAUGUCCCAGAACUCUCGAUCAUUUCAUUUCUCCAGAAGCUCAGAAGGGGUGACGGAGAAAAGAGCACUCCAGGAGGAGAUGCCACCUAGUCCCUGCGGAGGCCGCACACCCAGCCCCCUGCCAAGGAGCCAUCGGGCGUCAGGCCUAGCAGAGGGGUUCAUCGAUACCCACUGUCACUUGGACAUGCUGUAUUCCAAGUUGGCUUUCAAGGGGUCCUUUACCAAGUUCAGAAAAAUUUAUAGCAGCUCCUUC
Molecule: messenger RNA, 540 nt
Organism: Suricata suricatta (meerkat)
Lineage: Eukaryota; Metazoa; Chordata; Mammalia; Carnivora; Herpestidae
Product: putative deoxyribonuclease TATDN2
Exons: 1
Source: RefSeq, a predicted model, not a curated record